CUUUUUUAUUCCCCCCCCCUCUCUCUCUCUCUGAUUCAUCACCGGUUUUUUAGUAUUUGCAGCGAUCGAAGAAGUCAUAGCCGCCGAUUCGACGGCCGCCAAACGUCUGGAGAUCCCUCUACUUCUUGGAUAUUCAACUUCUUCAGGGCCAUGAAUUCAAGCACGAUUCUACUCGAUCAACAGUUCUAACUGACAAUCUGUGUGUAUGUGUGUGUGUGUGUCUGCAUUUUAUUGAAUCAUGCUAAUCCGAUUGUCAAUUAGACUAACACAUGCAGACUUGAGUGUAUUUGAUCAAUGGUCCUGAUCUGCAAUAUGGCAAGAAAACAAGUCAGUUGUCUUACAUGACAACAAUAACGCGCACAUGGUCUUUCUUUAAUAAGGAUGUCCUCAUUUUGAAAAAAUGAGUUAUUGGUGGAUGGAAGUCAGGUGGAUUUGGUUCAUCUGAGUAGAGGCCAACUGUAUAGAAAACACAUGUUGAUGAUCAAAUGAGUAGAACUGAUGUUAUUUGCAGUAGAAGGAGGAGGGUUCUUCUCAUCUUCAGCUGCUGGGUAUAGCAAGGGCCUGGCCCUUCUUCUCUUGGGUCAGAAGGACGAAGAUAAACCCAUGAGAGUUUCGCCGUGGAAUCAGUACCGGUUGGUGGAUCAAGAAUUUGACACUGACCUCCAGCUGGCUUCCACAAAGAACCGACUUUCCCGCGGCUGCGCCUCCUUUGUCUGCUUUGGUCGCGCUUCCGCGGGGCUCGACACUCCAUCUCCUCUUAAAGUGGGCCCUGCCCAACAGCAGGAUAUUUUGCCUGGGUCUCUUGUUUCUGACAAAGGCAAGGAUCAUACUGCUGGUGCUGAUGAUGACCAUAUUGCUAGAAAGGUUGUCCUUAAAAGUAGCCUGAAGAAACCUUCCAAAAGAACUCCACUUUCUGUCGAGAGUGCUAAUGAACGUGAAGCAUUGAGUGAACCAGGUAGUGAUAUUCCUGGUCAUGUGGAAAGGAGGAAAGUGCAGUGGACAGAUGUUUGUGGGAGUGAGCUUGUUGAAAUCAGGGAGUUUGAACCCAGUGAAACGGAUGGAUCAGAUGAUGGAUUCGACGAUGGGAAUGAAAAAAGUUGCUCGUGUGUGGUUAUGUAGUUUGGCAUUUACCUGAUGAUGAUUUGGGCAUUUCUGCUCUUUGGAUGCAAAUACUGCAUCAGGUAACUUACCGCUAACAUAGCUUGUUUGGUUGAUUUACUUAUUUCCGAGUAGCACCGUGCAGAAUACCACCGUAGCAAGGACCAAGGAGUAUUAUAUCUCUCUAUGCCCGUCGGAAUGAACUUUCAUGUGUAUAUCAGGUUGCUGUGGGUUUUGUUUGUUAUUCUCCUUCUGUGUGACUGCAUUGUUCAUUAUUUUGUCAUAAUUAAUGUAUUAUUUUUUUGCCCUUA
Messenger RNA from Pyrus x bretschneideri (Chinese white pear), 1409 nucleotides. RefSeq lists its product as uncharacterized. The transcript is spliced from 4 exons. The record is from RefSeq and is a predicted model, not a curated record. Lineage: Eukaryota; Viridiplantae; Streptophyta; Magnoliopsida; Rosales; Rosaceae. The coding region runs from base 499 to 1119 and encodes 206 amino acids.